Messenger RNA from Aspergillus clavatus NRRL 1, 1521 nucleotides. RefSeq lists its product as uncharacterized. The record is from RefSeq and is a predicted model, not a curated record. The transcript has 2 exons. Lineage: Eukaryota; Fungi; Ascomycota; Eurotiomycetes; Eurotiales; Aspergillaceae. Bases 1 to 1521 code for a protein of 506 amino acids.
AUGCCGCCGAUGAGCAGUCUCGCAGCUCCUCCCCCAGCAUUCCCCCACCCGACUGCCCUGGUCCGAACACAGAAGGCACCCACACCCGGCGAUGGCGAAGCACAAGCGCCUCAGGACCCCAAUCUGACAAACCCCCGACUUCUCCUGAACGGGGCCUGCAUCUACGAGCGGCGAUUACCCGGCAACGCCUGCAUCACAGCGCACGUGCAGCGGCUGCAGCACGGGUUCUACGCGAGCCCCGCCGUCUCCGAGCAGGACUACGACCACGUCGACUUCCUCGGCAUCAGCUUCGUCUUCCACUCGCCCAAAACCCUGGCGCACCGGUUCAAGGCUGCUAUCAUCCGAGCGUCGGUGCAGGGCGCGCCCCGGGCCGCCUCCCCGGCGCACUUCCCCCACGGCAACCCGCCAGACGACGCCCCGUGCUUUCUGAGGCACGCGCCACACCUCAUCUACGGGACCGUGUCGCCGGAGACCUUGCAGUGGAAUUACAGUCUGUCCGGGUCACUGGGGAUUGCGGAGCUGCCGCUGAUGGCGAGCCUGUCGCCCGCGGGCGGGAUCAACGGCCGGUAUCGCCGGUACGAGAUGAUGCGAAUCCAGGGCUCGGCGCGCACGCUGAGGAGCCCGCGCGCGGGUGGGUUCGACACCGACGCCGGCGAGAUCGUCUGGUCGCUGGAGGAGAACAACCUGCAGAGAUCGGGGCUGCCACGAGAAUUCACUUUUGCCAUGCUGAUCCACAAACCGCGCGCCGACAGCCGCGUCGUCUUUGCGCUCGAAGUCGAACCUACCCUUCAGUCAUGGUGUGGCAGCUACCCGGCCUGGUGGUUAUCUCUGCCGCAGUACCGGCCUCUGCGUCGGCGGGCGGUGGAUUUUCGAGCGCAGGUAGGACAGCGCUUCGAGCCCGUCACUUCGCACAGGGGGUUCAACUUUGCCACCUUGGCAAGCUCCUUUGAUGAUUAUGUGCGCAUGCCGGGGAAGAGAUUCGUAUGCAGUAUCGCACCUGACGAAGCCCUGCUGCAAGAUGUCAAUGACCCUCAACUCAUCGACCGCGACCACAGUCACAAUCACAAUCACAAUCACGAUUCGGAUUAUACCACCGUCAAACCGCACCGGGGCAUGCCACAACUACCCUACCCGGCGCACACAGACCACACGGAGACCUCCGCCGACACUGCCGCCGCACAUACACCAGCAACAGCACAGUCCGCGAAGACCCGCGCGCACACGCUCAGAUCCAAACCCAGCACAUCAGUCCCAGAUCCGCAGCCGCAGGCACAGUCGCCACACACCCUAAACGUCCGCGUCCACCUAGACAGUGCCCCCACGACGACAAGACGACGACCGCCGUCAGCAUCGGCCUCGAAACGAGCACAGGCACAAGGACAGGCACAAGCACGACACAACCCCGGGACCUCAGCCCGCGAUGCGCGGGGAUCAUUCCCUUCAGCCAGUUCUCAGUCCGCAGCCACACCACGCGCAUCCCUGCGCAGAACAAGAUCGAGGGAGUGGUUAAGGGGCGAUUGA